Messenger RNA from Erigeron canadensis, 1394 nucleotides. Its product is annotated as delta(12) fatty acid desaturase DES8.11-like. Gene Ontology annotation, molecular function: oxidoreductase activity, acting on paired donors, with oxidation of a pair of donors resulting in the reduction of molecular oxygen to two molecules of water. Lineage: Eukaryota; Viridiplantae; Streptophyta; Magnoliopsida; Asterales; Asteraceae. The transcript has 2 exons. The coding region runs from base 99 to 1232 and encodes 377 amino acids. Gene Ontology annotation, biological process: lipid metabolic process. The record is from RefSeq and is a predicted model, not a curated record.
AUACAAAGAAUGAGGAACCACAAGAAAAUCAGCAGAAGAAGAGAGCUAAAACAUCAACUCUUCCUCUGAGGUUAAUAAUAUAAGAUCAUAUCGACAACAUGGGUGCAGGUGGUCGGAUGUCGGAUCAAUCUGAGGGUAAGAAUAUCCUCGAACGUGUCCCAAUUGAUCCACCGUUCACAUUAAGUGAUCUAAAGAAAGCAAUCCCUGCUCAUUGCUUUGAAAGAUCUGUCCUCCGUUCAUCCUACUAUGUUGUCCAUGAUCUCAUCAUUACCUAUGUUUUUUACUUCCUUGCCAACACAUAUAUUCCAAUUCUGCCUACCCCUCUAGCUUAUUUGGCAUGGCCGGUUUACUGGUUUUGCCAAGCUAGCAUCCUAACCGGUUUAUGGGUCAUUGGUCACGAAUGUGGUCACCAUGCCUUUAGUGAGUACCAAUGGAUCGAUGACACCGUUGGUUUCAUCCUUCAUUCUGCACUCUUUACCCCAUAUUUCUCAUGGAAAUACAGCCAUCGAAAUCACCAUGCCAACACCAAUUCACUUGAUAACGAUGAAGUUUACAUUCCUAAACGAAAAUCAAAAGUCAGGAUUUACUCAAAGGUCCUUAACAAUCCACCUGGUCGAGUGUUCACUUUGGUUUUUAGAUUGACCCUUGGGUUCCCAUUAUAUCUCUUGACAAAUAUAUCUGGCAAGAAGUACGGAAGGUUUGCCAACCACUUUGAUCCCUUAAGUCCAAUUUUCACUGAUCGUGAAAGAAUUCAGGUUGUGCUAUCGGAUAUUGGUAUUCUUGGCGUUAUUUACGCAGUUAAGCUUCUUGUAGCUGCAAAAGGGGCUGCUUGGGUAGCAUGCAUGUAUGGAAUUCCUGUGAUUGGCGUACAUGUAUUUUUUGUGUUGAUCACGUACUUGCACCACACUCAUCUCUCUUUGCCUCAUUAUGAUUCAACCGAAUGGAACUGGAUCAGAGGCGCCUUGUCAACGAUAGAUAGGGACUUUGGAUUCCUAAACAGAGUUUUCCAUGACGUCACACACACUCAUGUCUUGCAUCAUUUAAUCUCCUACAUUCCACAUUAUCAUGCAAAAGAGGCCCGGGAUGCAAUCAAGCCAGUGUUGGGUGAGUUUUAUAAAAUUGACAGGACUCCAAUUUUCAAGGCUAUGUAUAGAGAGGCCAAGGAAUGCAUCUACAUCGAGCCAGAUGAGGAUAGUGAGCACAAAGGAACAUACUGGUACCAUAAAAUGUAACCAAAUCCAGAUGGACCCAAUGCAUCUGUAAUCUUAAAUUGUUCCAAUUUGUAAUUUGUAUAAUGUAAUUUCCUAAAGAGUUUACAGGCAGGUUGUGCUUGAUCACUCAACCAUAUAUUCUAAGUAUCUUCAUAUAUAUAGACUUUUCUUAUUUUGGGAACC